GGGGAGGAACCUGUCUGACUCUGGCGCGCGCGCAUGCGCAGUGCGCGUGGGCGGGGCCGCGCGGCUUUGGUGCAGUCCGGCUCGCGCGCUGCAGUCCCGCCAUGGCCGCCUACCGGCUCGUGCUGCUGCGGCACGGCGAGAGCGCCUGGAACCUGGAGAACCGCUUCAGCGGCUGGUACGACGCCGACCUCAGCCCGGCCGGCAGCCAGGAGGCGCAGCGCGGCGGGGAGGCGCUGAGAGAUGCUGGCUACGAGUUCGACAUCUGUUUCACCUCUGUCCAGAAGCGGGCAAUCCGCACUCUCUGGAUAGUGCUGGAUGCCAUUGACCAGAUGUGGCUGCCUGUGGUGAGGACCUGGCGCCUCAAUGAAAGGCACUACGGUGGCCUGACAGGCCUCAACAAGGCUGAGACAGCUGCUAAGCAUGGGGAGGCCCAGGUGAAGAUCUGGAGGCGUUCCUAUGAUAUCCCACCACCUCCCAUGGAACCGGACCACCCUUUCUACAGCACCAUCAGCAAGGACCGUCGUUACGCCGACCUGACCGAGGACCAGCUGCCAACCUGCGAGAGCCUGAAGGACACCAUUGCCCGGGCCCUGCCUUUCUGGAACGAAGAGAUCGUGCCCCAGAUCAAGGAGGGCAAGCGCGUUCUCGUUGCCGCCCAUGGCAACAGCCUGCGAGGGAUUGUUAAGCACCUGGAAGGCAUGUCCGAAGAGGCCAUCAUGGAGCUCAACCUGCCCACUGGCAUCCCCAUCGUCUACGAGCUGGACAAGAACCUGAAGCCCAUCAAGCCCAUGCAGUUCCUAGGGGACGAGGAGACUGUCCGCAAGGCCAUGGAGGCUGUGGCAGCUCAGGGCAAAGCCAAGAAGUGAAGGCAGGUAGUGGAGGCUUGUGAGCAGUAGAUGAGCCCCCUUCCCACCCCUCCCCUGCCCAGAGUACAGAGCCAGCUCCCUGGGACCUGCACCCCUCCGCAGACAACCCUGCAACCCACUGGCCAGCUAGACUGCAGACAGCUGGGAGCCUCUCCUCAGUAGCCAGGCGGUAACAGCCUCCGCAAGGCUCCAGCGAGCCCUGGGCUAGACAGUGCCUGUGUAAGGUAUUGGCCAACCCAAGCAUUCCCUGGGCCUUCCCAGCUGUGCUUGGGGAGCUCUUGUCGUCCUCACGAGUUUUACAUUCCAGGCCUGUGAGCGAGGGGCCAAUGCUGCUGUGAGUCGGGGACCAGUCUUGCGCUCUCAUGCCCCUGGGGGGUUUGUCCCGGUUUACUGCCGGAAAAGGGCCAUGGUUGGGGUGCUGCCUCUGUAGGGUGUUCUCGGGGUGGGGGAGCGCACUGGCCAGCGACUGUACCUAGCUCUCUAAUGUAAUGCCUUCAACCACGGACUGGGGAGGGGGCGUAUGGAGGAGUGUGGUGUGGAGCUAGCGUCGGCCCUGCCCUUGAACUUCUACUGCCACGGCUGCCCCCUUGCCUGCUGUGUAGUGCUAGUGAAACACAGCUCCUGUAUGUUAGCCCACGCGCGUGUGUACCUGGCACUGGCCUCGCUGUGCGCCUGGGUUUGCACUGGGUCUAGUGUAACUGUCCAACAAUAGCGGUUGUCUCGUUAAGUACAAUAAAGGAGUGAUGUGCAAUA
Messenger RNA from Mauremys reevesii (Reeves's turtle), 1619 nucleotides. RefSeq names its product phosphoglycerate mutase 1 (gene PGAM1). Gene Ontology annotation, biological process: glycolytic process. Gene Ontology annotation, molecular function: intramolecular phosphotransferase activity. The transcript has 4 exons. The coding region runs from base 102 to 866 and encodes 254 amino acids. Lineage: Eukaryota; Metazoa; Chordata; Testudines; Geoemydidae. The record is from RefSeq and is a predicted model, not a curated record.